Frankliniella occidentalis (western flower thrips) is the source of this 1142-nucleotide messenger RNA. RefSeq lists its product as uncharacterized. The transcript has 5 exons. Lineage: Eukaryota; Metazoa; Arthropoda; Insecta; Thysanoptera; Thripidae. Bases 203 to 961 code for a protein of 252 amino acids. The record is from RefSeq and is a predicted model, not a curated record.
CCCCCAGCAUCCAGUCGAGUCGUGCGGUCCAUCCCGUCACGUCGCGUACACCGACACCCCGACACCGACCUGCCCUGGGCAUUUGACAGCCGCUGCUGUUGCAGAUUGACCCGAAGCUUAGUAAAAAGAGUUUUCAUUGUGUGUCGUCGUUGCUGCUUAGACUGAGGAAGUGAGCAGCUCAAAACAGAGGGGCUUUACAACUAUGUUUUCACUUCUUUUCCUUGUUGUUUUCCUUCCUGGACUGAGUGGUGCAGACACGGGGGAACAGCUUCCCCGUUAUAUUCAUCAAUGUAGCCGCCGCGACCCUAAGCUAAACGCGUGCUACGUGGAGGCCCUCAUGCACAUCAGGCCGUGGUUGGCACAAGGUAUCCCGGAAAUAUCUGUUCCCUCCACGGAGCCUUUCCGCCUGUCGGAGCUGUCGCUCUCCCUGACCGAGGGUCCAAAGGGGUACAGGAUCACUUUGCGCGACAUGGACGUAACGGGCGUCAGCAACUACACCGUCCGCGACUUGAGCUUCGGCAACGCCGGCGUCUUCUCCCUGGAGGUGGCCAUUGCGGAGCUGUCGCUGGUCGCCAACUACUCGAGCUCGGGCGUGCUCAUCAUCGUGCCCGCCUCCGGCCGCGGCACGCUGUACGGCUCGCUCGGGAGCGUGCGCGCCCACCUGCGCGGCACGGCGCACACCAGCGCGGGCGUGGACCGGGGCGUGCAGCGCGCCAACUUCGUGCACGUCGACAGGCUCAACGUGGACCUCAAGGUCCGCGACGUAAAGAUGCGCAUCGAGCGGGGGCCCGGCGAGAACCCCAUCAUUGCUCAAGCCACCAACCUCCUCCUGCGGUCAAGUGGACACUUGGUCCUUGACGCAAUGAUGCCUGAGCUGCGCCUCAAGCUGGCUGACGUCUUCCUGAACAUCGCCAACAACAUUUUCAGUAAAGUACCUGUUGAGAGCUUAUUAAAAGACUAGAUUUCAUCUAUUAUGCUUCACGUGAUAUUCAAUAUGCCAAAGUAUUUGUCGUAAUCAUUGUGUAAUAUUUAGACUGGAAUUUUUAAUUCGGCUGCAACAUUUGACUUUUGAAAUUGAGUAACAUUUUAUUUUAUUACCAAAGUGACAAAGACAAUAAAUAAUUCAAGACUGAUAUUUUAAA